Molecule: messenger RNA, 411 nt
Organism: Papaver somniferum (opium poppy)
Lineage: Eukaryota; Viridiplantae; Streptophyta; Magnoliopsida; Ranunculales; Papaveraceae
Product: proline-rich protein 3-like
Exons: 1
Coding region: 1-411 (136 amino acids)
Source: RefSeq, a predicted model, not a curated record
AUGGCGAGGCUCUCAGCUUGUCUGGUUCAUGCUUUUACCUUUUUCGUUCUGAUCAAUGUGGUGCUAGCUGAGUACGAACCAUAUACACCCAACUACAAAGAAACUCCCUACAAGAAACCAGUUGUGGAGGUUAUUGCCGACAUAAAUCUUCCCAAAGUUUACCCAUCACCGCCACCACCUGCUUACGUGGCUCCUGUUGUUUAUCCAUCUCCAUCACCACCUCCUCCAGCUUACGUCGCUCUCGUAGUGUAUCCAUCUCCAUCACCACCACCUCCAGCUUAUGUAGCUCCUGUAGUGUACCCAUCGCCGUCACCACCACCUCCUGCUUACGUCGCUCCUGUUGUUUACCCAUCUCCAAUCACCAUCAACUUACGUCGCCCCCAAGUACGAAGCACCAGAGUACACACCUAA